This is a messenger RNA of Darwinula stevensoni, 3693 nucleotides long. Lineage: Eukaryota; Metazoa; Arthropoda; Ostracoda; Podocopida; Darwinulidae. The record is from the annotation of a GenBank genome assembly.
AUGUAUGAACUCACUAGGGUAAUGCCACCUGACAUGUUUGCAUUUUGCAUUGCAGAGAAGGCGAGAGAAUACAACUUGGCAUUGAAGAGGCUUGUGGAGAUGGGCAUGGAUCCUGUUGUGUAUGAUCACUCUGACGCUAAUGCAGUGGACCUUGGGAGAGAUGAGAAAGAAGAGAGAGAAGAACCGGGAGGGAAGGCCAAGAGAGUCGGAGAACUCACGGGAUCCGUCGCACCUAUGGGAUUCUUCCUCCUCUCCCAGGAGAGAGAAGAUGAUGAUGACCUGGAUGAUUUCCGUGCUCCUCCGUCGUCCUCGCUUUCAGCCGCUUCUAAUGGGGCGGUGGACUUGCAGUCGCAAGCCACGUAUAGCCAGGCCCAGAAUGGUAUGGAGGAAAAUUCCUUAGGUCAGGGACCUCCUGUUCGCGAGGGGAAGCCUAGGGAAAUGAAGGUUCCGAAGAUCUACUUUGGCACGAGGACCCACAAGCAGAUCACGCAGCUGGUCCGGGAGCUCCGAAAAACCGCGUAUCGGAAUGUCAGGAUGACAGUGCUUGCGAGUCGGGAACACUCCUGCAUCCAUCCCCAGGUGUCCAGGAUGAAGAACAAGACCGAGGGCUGCAAGGACGUCCUCGAAGGCAAAACGGACUUUGGAUGCCGGUACAAGCAGGGUGUAUCUCGAAUGAACACCCACAUGGAGUUGUUGAACCAAGGAUUGACCGAAGGCUGGGACAUGGAGGACCUGGUGGGCAUGGGUCGCUCUCUUCACGCGUGUCCCUAUUUCGCGUCCCGCGACCUCAUGGAUAACGCCCAGAUCGUCUUCUGCCCCUACAAUUACCUCCUGGACCCCAUCAUCCGGAAUACCAUGAAUAUCAAACUCAAGGGCCAGAUCUUGAUUCUUGACGAGGCGCAUAACAUGGAGGAUGCAUCCCGUGAGGCCGUGUCCUUCACCAUCCAAUAUAAUACCCUCAACGAGGCUAAGGAUGAUCUCUUUAACCUCGCUGACUGCUCCACUAUCACCUCCAAGGCAUCCCAUGCCGAAAUGGGGAGGAUGCUCUCGGGGAUUGGAACGUGGAUGGGGAGAGAGAGGCAGGACUUGAAGGACACCGGGACUUACGGACAACAGGGGAAUGUCUGGUCAGGAACGGAGUUCUUGGCCCAAAUGGAGAAUAUCGGCUGUGGACCGUCGUCCCACCAACAUCUCCUCGAGGCCUUCUGGGAGGUGGUGCGGGAGUUUGGAAACGCAGAGGAGAAUCAAGAAAGGAAGGACAAGAAUCCGGACACACCAAAACUUAAAACUUCCACGCUGACCCUCCUGGAGGUUUGGUUUCAAGUUAUGCAAUUCCUCCUCACGGAUGGCAUGGUCUUCAAGGAUGACUACAAGGUCGCCCUCCUCGAGGUCGUCUCGGGUCGUCGCAAGGCUCCGACUGCAUCUGCAGGAGGCUGGUAUGCAGCCGGAGGGGAAUACACGAUGGAGUCCCAGCUAACCCUUCACUUUUGGUGCAUGCACCCCGGUGUAGCCUUUCAGGUCUUGAAGAAGGAACUCCGAAGCAUCAUCCUCACCUCUGGAACCCUCAGCCCCAUGAAUUCAUUCGAAUCGGAACUUGCCACACCCUUUCAAAUCCAUCUUGAGGCCUCUCAUGUCAUCGAUUCGAGCCAGGUUUGGGUCGGAACCGUAAGCGUGGGACCGAGUCGAGUCACCCUGAAUGCCUCUUACCAGCACGCAGAGACCUUCCAGUUCCAGGAUGAACUGGGCCAAGUUGUUCUGUCUGUGUGCCGAACGAUCCCCCACGGUGUUCUUGCCUUCUUCCCUUCCUACCAUCUCAUGGAGAAAUUGGCUGUCAGGUGGAAAAGUACUGGGCUGUGGGAUCAAUUGACAGAGUUGAAGGAAAUGAUGAUGGAGCCUCGGUCAGGAGAGGAAUUUCAUGGGAUCUGGAAGGCUUAUCGAGAUGCAAUCUGUGAGGGGCAUCGAGGUGCUCUGUUGAUGGCAGUUUGCAGAGGGAAAGUCAGUGAAGGACUCGACUUUGCUGAUGACUCAGCCAGGGCCGUCAUAGCAGUUGGGAUCCCAUUCAUGAACGUCAAGGACAUGGUUGUCGGUCUGAAAAAGGAGUACAACAACCGACACCAGGGAGAUGGGAAACGGAAGCUCCUGACGGGGAACCAGUGGUACGAGAUUCAGGCCUUUAGAGCUCUCAACCAGGCACUGGGUCGCUGCAUCCGACACCGACACGACUGGGGGGCUCUUGUCCUCGUGGAGGAGAGGUUCCAGCGGUUCCCAACGUAUGUCCAGAAGCUGAGUCGCUGGAUCCGAGGCCGAGUUGCCCACCAUCGAGAUUUCUCCUCUGCUAUGGAUUCCCUUGCAGCCUUCACCCAGCAACGUCUCUCUGUCGUCUGUUCUGAGUCUUCCUCAGUGAGAGAGGAACCUCGACCACCCCUCGUCCCUUUACAAGUCUCAGCAGAGGAAUUGGAUGAAGAUGAAAGGGAUAGAAAUGGAAAGAGGAGGAGAGGCUCCUCUUCAUGCUCCUCUGCACAAAUGGGUAAACCGAAGAAGAUUCAAUAUCUGGAUGAUGAAGAGGAUGAAGGGCAUGAAGCCUUCCUAGAAGAAUAUGGAACUGAGCUGAAUGCACGUUGUCCUGGACGUGCCAUUGAGGACAUCCUUGCACAGGUUGAGAGGGAAGUGACAAGGAGGAAGAAAUUGCUGGAAGAGACUCCAGAACGGAGAUCACUGAUUCGCAGGUCUUACACUCCACUUCAUCCUCACCUCUAUUCUCUCUCGGAAGAUUUCUUGACAGAAGAGUUUAGGAGGCUGGUGGAUCUCUGUCACACACACAAGGGUGAAAGAAAGGAGGUGCUGAAGGAAAUUCCUAGAACCUCCCUUGUUGGCCAAGAUGUCUACUCCAUCUCUGUGUUUCAGAAAUCAUUUUGCACUCAGUUCUUAGAGGAGAUGAACCAUUUCAAGUCAUCUGGUCUCCCAGUUGAGAGGCCCAAUUCCAUGAAUAAUUAUGGGGUCCUUCUAGGAGACUUAGGCUGGGAUGUGGGAUUCCUGGACCCAUUGCGAGAGAGAUACAUCAAUCCAGUGUCUCGUUUAUUGUUUCCCACCUCAGGGGGAGGAUCUUUAGAUUCCCAACGGGGAUUCAUUGUUUCGUAUGAUGCUGCCAAGGGAGAUGUGGAUUUGGCAUACCACUAUGACAAUGCAGAGGUUACCCUAAAUAUAUGCCUGAAUGAGGAGUUUGAAGGGGGACACCUAUACUUUGGAGCCACUAAGUCUGAUGUUUCUUCCCCUAAAUCGGAUUUCAAGAAUGUUUUUGGCUAUGAGCACAAAUUGGGCCAUGGUGUUCUUCAUCUUGGCUCUCAUCUACAUGGUGCCCUCCCUAUUGAGAGUGGAGAAAGGCAUAACCUGGUGAUAUGGUUUCGAGCAUCUGUGGUUCGCAAUCAAGUCUGUCCCAUGUGCCAUGAGCCACCUGAUGUUGUGCCAGUUGUUGAAGGUUAUGGUGAUGGCUUCACGCUUCAUUCUCAAGGGUGUUUGGAGGAGGAUGAAGAGGAGCAGAGAUUGCAGGAUGCUAAACACACUGGAGCCACACCCCCUCCCAUACCACUAUCCUCUUGCUCCAUUUCCUAAUCAAUCUUGUUUCCUACUCUUUUGUGCAUGUUUAUUUUCACUUUCACUAUCAACACAAAUAUUUUCAUAUUUCAUAACUACCAC